Messenger RNA from Bursaphelenchus xylophilus (pine wood nematode), 678 nucleotides. NCBI's taxonomy places the organism in Eukaryota, Metazoa, Nematoda, Chromadorea, Rhabditida, Aphelenchoididae. The record is from the annotation of a GenBank genome assembly.
AUGAAGCUCUUCGUCUUUUUAUCUAUUCUUAUCUUGGUAAGUUUGGUCCAAGGGAAUCAAUUGGAAUGGUGUCAAAAUCUGAUCGGAACUUGUAUUCAAAGAUUGGCCAAGGAGAAAAAUGAAGCAGCAAGGGCCGAGAUCUGGAAUGACUGUGAGACGGAAGUGGUAAAUCGACAGGCAAAGUACCCACCAGCCUCAGGAAAAGUAAGUGGAAAGGCUUUUGGUUAGAGUACUUCAAGGGCGUCCUCCACGUUUUCUCGUUUCUCCCAGUCUCCUCAUUUUGCGCCAUCUCUUUAGAUGGGUUCAAGCCAUAGAUUCAAAUCGCCUUUACUUUGAAACUUAACUGGUUUUCAUUUGUUGUAAAAUUAUGUUUAAAGUUUUCAUGAAAAAUUGGCAAAAUGUUUUGGUUCACCCUAAUAAUAUCUCAGCGACCAAUGCAAAUUUCGAGCUAAAAUUUUCAGCGUUGAAUAAGCGACCUAUAGAAAGUAAACUCACAUAAAAUAAAAUAGAGGCCCCCAAUUAGGGGAUUCUUUAGUCUUUAUUCAAAUUGUAAUCAAAAACAUUUUUCAGGACAAGCCAGAUCAAUCACCUUGUUACGAAACAAUGGGUGAAUGCAUUGGAAUGAAGGCCUUGGAAAUUCAAAGAUGCUGUUAUUUCUGUAGCGAGGACAAGCCAUAA